Messenger RNA from Saccostrea cuccullata (small rock oyster), 497 nucleotides. RefSeq names its product leucine-rich repeat-containing protein 15-like. The transcript is spliced from 7 exons. NCBI's taxonomy places the organism in Eukaryota, Metazoa, Mollusca, Bivalvia, Ostreida, Ostreidae. Gene Ontology annotation, molecular function: protein binding. The record is from RefSeq and is a predicted model, not a curated record. The coding region runs from base 1 to 441 and encodes 146 amino acids. Gene Ontology annotation, cellular component: plasma membrane.
AUGCGAUCACUACAAAGCAACCAGAUAACCACCAUUGCAGACAACGCCUUUAAUGGAUUGCCAAAUUUACAGACACUAUCACUACAAAGCAACCAGAUAAGCACCAUUGCAGACAACGCCUUUAAUGGAUUGCCAAAUUUACAGACACUAUCACUACAAAGCAACCAGAUAACCACCAUUGCAGACAACGCCUUUAAUGGAUUGCCAAAUUUACAGACACUAUCACUACAAAGCAACCAGAUAACCACCAUUGCAGACAACACCUUAAAUGGAUUGCCAAAUUUACAGAGACUAUCACUACAAAGCAACCAGAUAACCACCAUUGCAGAUAACGCCUUUAAUGGAUUGCCAAAUUUACAGGCACUAUCACUACAAAGCAACCAGAUAACCACCAUUGCAGACAACGCCUUUAAUGGAUUGCCAAAUUUACAGGCACUGUAAGUUUUUGAUCAAUUUUUUUCAUUUGUCAGAUUAAAAGAAAACUUAAUUUAUUAGCA